Staurois parvus is the source of this 330-nucleotide messenger RNA. The record is from the annotation of a GenBank genome assembly. NCBI's taxonomy places the organism in Eukaryota, Metazoa, Chordata, Amphibia, Anura, Ranidae.
UUAUAGCGGGACUGCGGCGGGCAUUCUGAAACUGGGGGGAAAACUGGCUUGGUGUCACUGACAUCCCCAGUGAAACCAAUACAGUGAUCAGUGCUAAUAAAAAGCACUGACACUGUACUAAUGGCACUGGGCCAGAAGGGGUUAACAGGAGGGGCGAUCAAAGGGUUAACUGUGUGCUGUUUUACUAUGUGGGCUGUGUUUCACUGUAAGCACACUACUUUGGUUCUGCUUUGCAGAGCCAUUCAAAGCAGUGUGAUACAGGUCUCUUCCCUGAAAGAGAUACUUGGCGAUCGCUGGGUGCCAGCGAGUAAUCAGCGGCCGAGACCCGGU